Messenger RNA from Scophthalmus maximus (turbot), 3869 nucleotides. It is a transcript of the gene tbc1d31, whose product is annotated as TBC1 domain family, member 31. Gene Ontology annotation, cellular component: centrosome. Gene Ontology annotation, molecular function: protein binding. The record is from RefSeq and is a predicted model, not a curated record. The transcript has 23 exons. Bases 337 to 3570 code for a protein of 1077 amino acids. Lineage: Eukaryota; Metazoa; Chordata; Actinopteri; Pleuronectiformes; Scophthalmidae.
ACGUCACAUUUAAGCGACAAAAUGACCGUUAUCAAAGUCGAAAAACUCGGAAAACGGUGAACACAACGUCGUCUCUGAAAGUUUAUGUGUCUGUUGAGCUCCGACUAAAACGUAUUCUUGCUGCGCUCUCAUUCAAUAUUUCUUCGGCGUUGCUGCUCGUAGUUUACAGUCGAAUACACCGAGUGGUGCUCUUUUCAAAUUUCGCGCUGUUAGCGCCGCCUGUGCAGAGAUUAGCCGGCUAGCCCCGUUAGCUAGUUACCGGUGAACUGACGCAGGAACACGAAGUUCCGUAAAGUACAAAUGUGUGUACCGAGUUGUCGCGGAGUUGUUUAAAAGAUGGAGGUGACGGACAUUGGGAAUAAAGAAGAGGGGAAAGUCUGGCAUCGAAAACCAACAGCAGGCAAAGGUGUGUUAGUGACGGUGGCCCGCACUGCUCAGCAGGGCAAGACGGUGCGUUUCCUCCACGUGGCCUUUGACACCACUGGAGAUUCCUUUCUGGCUGGAGAUCACCAUGGCAACAUCUAUGUCUUUGACAUCAGCAGAAACAGAUUUCGUCUGGUGCAGAAGACAGGACAGGCCUGCACUGCUCUGGCUUUCACCCUCCGCAGGACCACAGAGUUCCUUGUGGCGCUGGCUGACUACACUGUCAAGUGCUUCGACAAGGACACAAAGCAGCUGGUCAGUUGGAUGCGAGGUCACGAAGGAGCAGUUUCAUCCGUCUCUGUCCACAGCUCGGGCCGAUACGCCGUCACCACGUCCUCAGACACCGCCCAGCUCUGGGACCUGGACACCUUCCAGAGGAAGAGGAAGUUGAACAUCAGACAGUCUGUUGGCAUACAGAGGGUGUUUUUUCUGCCUCACAGUAACACCAUCCUCAGCUGCUUCAGUGAUGACUCCAUCUUUGCCUGGGAGAGCGACACACUGUUCUGCAAAUACCAGCUCCCUGUUCCUGACUGCGGACCUAAAGUCUCCUACAAGGCCUUUGCUGUCACACGUGAUGGUAAGAGACUUGUAGCAGGCGGCCGCUCCAACCUGCUGCACAUGUGGUGUCUGGACAGCCAAGAGCUGGUCAGGGUGAUUCAGAUGCCCACGCAGGUCCGAACUGUCAGACAACUUGAAUUUCUGCCUGACAGCUUUGACGGAGGAGCCAGCCAGACACUAGGUGUACUGAGCCAGGAUGGUGUAAUGCGUUUCAUCCACAUUCACACCUGCAAGCUGCUUUUCCACAUGGGAUCCCAUGAUGGCGCCAUCACCACAGUGGCGGUCAGCCCUAACGGCAGACAUGUUGUGGCCAUCAUGGAUAAUGGCAGCAUAAAUAUCUACAAUGUCCAGUGUCUCACACAGGAAUUAAACAAGCCUCCUCCCUCCAGGGUGGCAGUAGUCUCAGAUGGUGACCAGGAAUUGUCAAACCUAAAGGUCAGGGUCAGGUCAGAGGUUGUCCAAAGACCUGCCAUGAGCUUGGCUAGGAAACAGGUGAAGGUACUCAGACCUCCUGCUGUGUCUACAGCUGAUGAUAAAGAGAACGAACUUCCAGCCGGUCUGAAUAAGAAGAGACUCGUGGCUCUCCUGAAGACCUUUGGAGAAUUUCCUGCCAAAUACAGGAUGUUUGUGUGGCGGUCUUUGCUUUGUCUCCCAGAGAACCAUGCAGCAUACAGCAGUCUGACUGAUAAGGGCCUGCAUUCAGCCUACCUCACCCUGCACAACAGAUACCCCAUCAAGAGCCUCAAGUUACAGAGAGGACUUCAGAGGGUUUUGUCUGCUUUAGGCCACUGGGCAGCCAUCUUUGGAGAGGUGGAGUACCUUCCCCUGGUGGCCUUCCCCUUCGUCAAGCUCUUCCAGAACAACCCGAUACUCUGCUUCGAGGUGGUGGCUACUGUCAUAGUGAACUGGUGCCAGCACUGGUUCGAGUACUUCCCCAACCCUCCUCUGAACAUCCUGAACAUGGCGGAGAACGUUCUGGCUCAUCAUGACAAGGAGCUGUUGCAACAUUUGGUGGACUGUGGCAUCACUUCACAGCUCUAUGUGUGGCCCCUGCUGGAGACCUUGUUCUCAGAGGUUUUGACUUGUGAUGAGUGGCUCCGACUCUUUGACAACAUUUUCUCGAACCAUCCAUCUUUCCUGAUCAUAACCUGUGUGGCCUACAUCACCUGCUGUCGUGAGCCGCUGCUUCUCUGCUCCCAGAAACAGGAUUUUGAGUAUUUCUUUCACCAUCGUAACAACCUGGACGUGGGAGCCAUGAUAAAGGAGGCCUACCGGCUGCUGAGCUGCACGCCUGCGGACAUCCAUCCCAGGACUCUGCUGUCGGACUUUACACCACUGACCAAGGGCCAGUACCCCGUGUUCAACCACUACCCAGAAUUCAUAGUGGAAUAUCAGAGCCAGGAAAGGGAGAAGAUACGGUUGCAGGAGAAGGAGUAUCUCCGUGAGAGGCAGGAGGUGUCGGCACUUCGGGCAGAUUUUGUGCGUCGUAAUGCUGAAGAGGAGACGUAUUACACUCAACAGGAACUGCUACAGAAGGCGGAGGAACAGCGCAGAAAAAUCCUGGCACAAGAAGAGGAAAAACUAUCACAGCAGAGAACAAAGUUGACCGCCAUGAAGAGAGAGCUGAAGGUGAAGGAGAUUCAGCUGCUGGACGCAAGUAGAAGACGCUUCCUCAAACACCAACAAGACCUGAGAGCCUCACAGAUACAAAGACUGGACCAGGAGAUCGGUAGAAAGAUGGAUCUCCGAGAGAGAGAAACGGCCGCAGCUGUCGAGGACCUGGAGGUCAGACAGAUGGAGCUGGAGGCUCAGAGGAAACGACUUGAACAGCACAUGUUGAAGGAGCAGGAGCACGUGGGGCGGGAAGUGGAGGAGGAGGUGGAGAUGAGGAUGAGGAAGGCGGAGAGAGAGGAGGAAAGCUUCACAGAGCUGCUGCACCGCACAGAGACCAACAUGCAGAGCCUGGAGGAAUCCCUGGCGGAUGCGUGCCAGCUGGGCCUGGAGUCGGACUGGCAGAGGGACGUGGCGGAGCGCCUGCAGCGGGUGGAUGCCGAGCAGGAGAGGAAGAGGGAGCGGCUGGCAGCGCUUCACAGGCAGACCCUGGCGGAGGAGGAGAGGUUGGCUGACACCAUGAGGGAUGUGGCAGGAAGAAAGUGGGAUGAGGUGAUGAGCAGUAGAGCCCAGUUACAGGAGCAGCGAGAGGGCUGGUCUUCAGCAGACGCAGAUGAGCAUACGAGACAUACAAGGAUGAGGUCACCAGGUUGGACUGGAGGACUCCCACAUAGACCCGGCGCUGGCGCCAGCGCUGCUCAUGUUGGAACCAACGGUGCCGGUCGACCAAUCAGACCCAACACUGCAGCCACUCCGAGGCAGGCGGGUACCAACACGGUGUGUCUGAACAGCAGCUCACCGUCCGAGAGCACCGCCACCAACUUCUCUCUGGACCGAGGCCGGGCCAAGCUGGACAGCGGCGAGAGAGAACUGCUGAAGGAAAUCAGAGAGCUGAGACAGAAGCUGGCGGCCAGAGGCCGAGAGGGAAGCUCCGCCUCAUCACAGUCUGUGCGCACACUGUCCUCCGUCUCCCAGUGACCACAAACUGCUCUGCAUCGUCACAACGCCACAAAAAACAUAUUUUCCUCUCAAGCGAGCUAAGAGUCGAGCUGAGGACUGUACUGACGAGCUGCUAUUGGUCUUUAUCAUCAGCCACCAUCUCAUGAGAAGCAUCUACUUCAGUUAAACCUCUGGAUUUAUUAUCACUACACCUUCUAUUUAAUGUUAAUCUGUGGUCGUUUUUUAUUGAUGCAUUGAUUCUAUGUGGAUAAGGACUCAUACAGUUUUGUCAAUGGUUCUCCAUUUUGGAUUUUUAUUACAUUCUCUAACCCUCUAAA